AUGGUUGAGAAUAAACAACUACUGCUGAAUUCACAAGAUCAACAAUCUCCAAUGAAUAAUCAAAUUAUAAAUAAAUCUAUAACCACCAAUAAUACCAAAUCAACUAAGAAACGAAAAGCUAAAUCAAAAAAUAAAUCACAAACAUUUAAUAAAAAACCCGAUUCUAUUUCAAUUGAACAGCCAAUUAAAAAUAUUGAAAAUUCAAAUGUACCAAAUGUACCACAACCAAUUACCCCACCAUUAGAUUCAUCAUCUGAAUUUCAUAAAUAUAAAUCACCAAGAAAAGAAGCUAUAUUGAGGUAUAAACAAACUAAUGGUGAACAACAACAACCAAAUUUACGAAAUCAAUUAAAAUCAAAAACUGAAGAAUCAACUCUUACGACAAAUAAUAAUAAUAAUAAUAAUAAUAGUAAUAAUAAUAGUAAUAAUAAUAAUAGUAAUAGUAAUAGUAAUAAUAAUAUGCCUGAAAUAUCCUUAAAUAUGGAUGAAAAAGUUACAUUGUUCAAAUAUAAAUCACUGAAAAUAUUAAAAUUGUCAAAUUCAAAUAAUUCAACUGGUUCAUUAUUAGCCCACGGUGAAUUUGAAAUUUUUCAAUUACAUAAAGGUGAUGUUACUUAUUUAUCAUGUGGUUCACAAUUUAUAUAUCCAUUAUUACCAAAAAUUAAAAUAUUUAGAAUUAAUUUUAAUCAAUUUUUAUUACCGUUAGUUAAUCCAGAACGAUAUUGGAAAAUUUUUAUAAAUUCUGAAGAACAAAAUGUUUUAAAUAAUUUACAAUUUACAUUGGAAAGAAAUGUACAAUAUUUAAAUUUACAAGAAGAAACUAAUAUAAAUUUAAAACCAAAAGAAUUGGAAGAAGAAUUGCUGCCUAAAAAUUUCUUAUCAACUGAAAUACCCGAUUCUCCACCAUCAGCUCCAAUUUCACCACAUCAUAAUAAUUUAGAUCCAAUAAUAGCUCCAAUUUUACAACCAUUACCACCACCACAAUAUAAAUUGAAUAAAAAAUCAUCAUUACAAUCAAUAUCUACAAAUUUAGCAUGUCUUGAAUUAAAUCAUCUUCUUCAUCCAAAACCAAAACGUUCAAAUCCAUAUCAAACACAUAAUAAAUAUAUAACUCCAAUUGAUGAAAGAUCAGACUCAUCAAUGGAUUCAUUAUUGGAUGAAUUUGAAGAAAAUAUAAAUAAACUGGUUAAAUAUCAUUCAAGACCUGUAUCAAGAGUUCAGUCUAUAAAAUCUGUUUCAAAUCACAUACCAAAUUAUUCAAGAGGUUAUUAUUUUCAUCAUAAAAUAGAUAAAGACGAAGAAGAAGAAAAAUUUAGAAGUAGAAGAUCAUCAAGAAGUGAAUUAUAUACAAAUGAAUCAGGAUGGAUGGAACCAAAUAUAAAACAACAACAUCAACAUCAACAUCAACAUCAACAAUAUCAUCAUCCAAAUUAUAUUAGAAAUGGUCUGACUUCAAGAAUACCUAAAUCAAGAUCAAAUUAUAGUAUAAAUUCAACUCAAUCAUUUGAUUUAAAUAAUAUUUAUAAAUCAAUAAUUAGAAAUAAUCAUGAACCUGAUUCAAAAUCAAUUAAAUCUAUGUCUCGAUUACCUACUAUAUCAGCAAAUGUUCAAUCUGAUGUUACUAGGAAAAGAGAAAGUAUAUAUAAACCAAAAUCAGAAGAAGUUAAAUUAAAUUCGAAUGAAAUUUAUAAUUUAUUAAGUUCAAAACCUAAAUCUACACCACCACCAAUUAAACGAAGUCCAAGUUUUACUCAAAGAUUAUUUGGCUGGUGA
This is a messenger RNA of Insectozyma verbasci, 1773 nucleotides long. Lineage: Eukaryota; Fungi; Ascomycota; Pichiomycetes; Serinales; Debaryomycetaceae. The record is from the annotation of a GenBank genome assembly.